CUUUAAUAUUUUUUUAUGAUUCCGCAGUGCCGUCUGCUUGGCAUUAGCUUGUUCUCAAACUUCACUGGCUAGCUUUCUGCAACACUUCAGUCACGCGAGUUAUCCGAUAGUUGGCGAAAACUAAUGCUACCAGGUGUUAAAUAAGAGUCAGCGCUGUUAACUUUCAGGCUAACUUCAGUUAUCAGUCGUACGCAGGGUAGUGUUAACAAGUAAGACAAGAAAACUGGAAAGUUGAGAUAACGUUAUCGCUGCAUGUUCAAACGGAAGGCAGUAAAUGUUAAUGCAGACUAUUUAAAACAUUACCGGCUAUCACACAUGCACGUUAUUACUUUUGCUUGCUAGCUUAACCAGCCUAAUGGAUACCCUUCCAAACUGAGCUUGAUUUCUUGAAACACUGAUGUGCUGUGUGUAGCAAGCCUGUAAAUAUUAAUAUGGACUAUAUACACUUACCGGCCACUUCACUUACUAGUACCGGAUUGGACUCCCUUUUGUCUUUAGAUCUGCCUUAAUUCUUCAUGGCUCGGAUUCAUCAAGGUGCUGGAAACAUUCCUAAUAGAUGUUGGUCCAUAUUGACAUGAUAGCACCCCACAGUUGCGGUUCCUGUUCCACCACAUCCUAAAUGUGCUUUAUUAAAUUGAAGUCUGCUGAGUGUGAAAGCCGUUUGAGUACAGGGAACUCCCUGUCUUGGCAUGUUCAAGAAACCAGAUGAGUACACUGUGGUCACAAAGGGAUGGGUAUGGUCAGUGACAAUACUAAGAAUGAAGAUGAAGCCUGCCGUGCCGCUUCUCCUCCUGGCCCUGCUUGCUGUCACAGGGCUGAGCCAAGCCCAGCUCGGGAACUCUUUCCUGGAUUUCUCCUGGAUCCUUCCCAGUCUGAGUCGGCCGGCGAACCACAGCCGCAUCUUCUACGCGGUUAUGUUUGAUGCAGGGAGCACGGGGACACGCAUUCAUGUCUACACCUUCAUCCAGAGCGACUUAGAGCAGCUCCCCGUGUUGGACAAUGAGAUGUUUCAUUCCAUAAAGCCUGGCUUGUCGGCAUAUGCCGACGUCCCUGAAACGGCUGGACAAACAGUGAGGAUGCUGUUAAAGGUAGCCAAGAGGACGGUGCCUCGUGUGGAGUGGAAGAGAACUCCUUUGGUCCUCAGAGCCACGGCUGGACUUCGGUUGCUGCCCGCACAGAAAGCUCAGGCUCUUCUGGACCAGGUUCAACACGUGUUUGACGAAUCUCCUUUUUUGGUGUCAGACGACGGCGUCAGCAUAAUGAACGGCAAAAAGGAAGGACUCCUGGCUUGGAUAUCGCUGAACUUUCUAACAGGUCACCUGAAAGCACAAAGCAGGAAGACAGUGGGAAUAUUGGAUCUGGGAGGAGGAUCAACACAAAUCACUUUCCUGCCCAAACUGAGGAAAACCACUGAAAGUGCUCCUGCUGCUGACUACACUGCUAAGUUUGAUGUCUUAAAUUCAACAUUUGAAUUGUACACUCAUAGCUAUCUUGGAAAUGGACUGAUGGCGGCACGACUGGCCACACUGGGAGCUCUGGGUGCAGAAGGGUUGGAGUGGCAGGUUUUUAAAAGUUCCUGUCUGCCAAAGAAGUUCAGGGAUGAAUGGAGCUUUGGAGGUCUAACCUAUCAAGUGAGCGGGGACCCAGAUGGUUACACAGGAUACAAGCUUUGUUAUCAGGAAGUACUUAAGGUGGUGAAGGGGAUUAUUCAUCAGCCGUACGAGCUUGAAGACACCAAUGUUUUUUAUGCAUUCUCCUAUUACUUUGACAGAGCUGUGGACGCGGGCCUUAUCGAUGAGGUCCACGGAGGGAUGCUGGAGGUCAGAGACUUCAAGAAGAGAGCCAAAGAGGUGUGCAAUAAGAUGACCAAGUACCCUCCCAUCCAGCCUUUCCUGUGUAUGGACAUGACCUACAUCACUUGUCUACUGAAGGAUGGCUUUGGCUUUAAGGAGAACACUGUUUUGCAGCUAACCAAGAAAGUGAAUAAUGUGGAGGCUAGCUGGGCACUGGGUGCUACAUUGGAUCACUUCCACUACCUGAAGAUUCACUGAGAAGUGAGGAGCGUACACUGACAACGAGAAGCUGAUUUUAGGUGGUGCUCACUAACCACACUCAAGUGAUGUGCACUACCUUAUCUAAGAGCAGCAGACAGCUGGUGUUGGUUUUAUAAGGGCAGAACUAACCUCAUGAGUAAUUCUUAAUUUCUUUUAAAAAGCAAUUAUUCUCAAGUGUUAAUAUAUUGAGCUAUGUAUGAGCAAUGCAUUGCCCUACUCGGAGAACAAGUGAAGCUAAAGAGGCUGAAUGAAACAUUUUACCAAUAACACACUCUGUUAAUGCACCUCUGGGGAUUAGUGGAUAUAGAAUUUAUUCGAGAUAGAUGUUUUCUAUUUUACUAAGGCUGAUAAACAGAGUGGCCUGGCAUGUUAAGUCAUGUAAUACCAGCGUUUACAUGCAGCAUUUGAUUAACUGUGCUUGAGUGGUUUUUAAUGUCAAGUGUUUCGUUAUUAGUCAAAAGAAUAAUGGCUAUAAUGGGUGUCUGGUACAUUUAAAUUUAACUUAUCAGCCGUUGAGGUUUUGGGGUGCUUAUUUUUCAUUAACAACCAUCACUGCAUUUCAGACUUGUGUUUACAAUGAUGAAGCACAUAAGCAUUCCUGGUCAUUAUAGUUUCAUAAACUAGCAAAACCCGUCUCAGUAUUUCUUUGGGAGUCUUUGUUCUCAAAAACACGAGGAAAAAAAAUGUUUGUACAAACUUUGCCAUUUCACGCUUGUCAAAAUAAAACCAUCACUGGUUGCUAAUUACAAAUA
Messenger RNA from Oreochromis aureus, 2806 nucleotides. Its product is annotated as ectonucleoside triphosphate diphosphohydrolase 5-like. The transcript is spliced from 14 exons. Gene Ontology annotation, molecular function: GDP phosphatase activity; UDP phosphatase activity. Gene Ontology annotation, biological process: nucleoside diphosphate catabolic process. Bases 690 to 2051 code for a protein of 453 amino acids. The record is from RefSeq and is a predicted model, not a curated record. NCBI's taxonomy places the organism in Eukaryota, Metazoa, Chordata, Actinopteri, Cichliformes, Cichlidae. Gene Ontology annotation, cellular component: membrane.